AGACGACGUAAUCUGAUAUUCCCGUCACUGACCUCAUUGGACGUUAGUGAUAAUUGCAUAAAAACCGUGCCAGCUGCGCUGUCGUUUCUUUCCUCGUUAUCAGUAUUGAAUCUGUCUGGAAAUGUUGGCAUUGAGUCGUUACCCCCAGAACUUGGUCUUUUAGGGAAAUUGUGGAAUUUGAAUCUGAAAGGAUGCUCACUUCGAGAUCCGAUCAGAAGUAUGAUAAAGGUUGAUAACUACAAAACGGUGGACUUAAUCGCGUAUCUGAAGUCGAUUUUAGAGGAGUUCGUUUUUCUUUUCUUCGUUUGUGUUUCUUAUAAGCAGAUAUUGUUUCGGUUGAAUCGAUGA
Molecule: messenger RNA, 348 nt
Organism: Anisakis simplex (herring worm)
Lineage: Eukaryota; Metazoa; Nematoda; Chromadorea; Rhabditida; Anisakidae
Source: the annotation of a GenBank genome assembly